UUGCUUCCAGUUGCUGGAGAAAAGGGACAUGUUAGAGGCUGCUCGGGCCGCGGAGCCGCACGUCCACACGGGGUAACGGACACCCUUUCAGAGAUGGGCAACACUGCCCAAAGAAGACGGAGACGAAUUUGAACAGUGUAGCUACGACCCGGGCUCGGCGUGGUGUUCCUGGACGCUCAUAUGCAAGAGUUAUUUGUUGUUUAAAAUGUGGGAGAUGGUGGCGUUACCGAGAGCGGGCUCUCCCUUCCUGUCGUCUAGGACAAGAUGGCAGCAAUGCAGGCGAACUGUGCAUGGUAUGGAUUUAUAAGUCCAUAACAUGUUCAGAGAAGCCCUGGAUCAUACUUAUAGUGACUCUAUGUGAAGGUAUGGCCUCACAAGUCUUGGUCUACCCACCACACAUUUAUCAAACCCAGACAAGUGCCUUUAGCAGUGUGAAGAAACUAAAAGUUGAGCCCAGCAGCUGUGUGUACCAUGAGAGGGCACACCCGCGGACUUAUCUGAACAGCAGAACCCUUGGCAUCGUGCACCCAACUAAACAAGCCCACUCGUUUGUGAACCCAGACUUGGCAGUGGGCCUGAAAGUGCGUGGAGGACAAGAGUACCCGGUGCAGACGGUGGUGGUACGUGGCGUACAGAGACAACAGCCCGGUAGAAGAGGAGGAGGAGGUGGACCAGGCCCGUACGUGGCCCAACAGCGGCAGGAGGCAGGCGUUGUCCACUCACAGGGCAAGGAGCAGCAGCAGCAGCAGCAGCGGCAGACAGACAUAGCAAGUGGGAGCAGCAGUGGAGCAACAGGAGCAGGAGGAGGGGGAAGGGGAGAGGGCUGCAGUGGGGGAGGUGAGGGAAGCGGAGAGGAGGAGGGUGACAGAGAAGAGGACUGUGGAGGUUUGAACUCAGCUGACAGCUCUCAGCGAUGUGGGCUGAAACGUAAAAGUGAGGAGCUGGAUAACCGCGGGAGCACCAUGCAGAUUGUGGAGGAACUGUCAAUGUUGCCUGCCAUGUUGCAAACGACGAAUGUGGGGAACGCAGCCGUGGCCGCUCCUGCGGCUGUGGGGGCUGGAGGGGGCCCCUCCAAACAGGGCGUGGGGCACGGGGGUGUCGGUGCAGCAGCAGGGGCGGGAGGAGGAGAUGGGGACUAUCAGGUAGUACAACAUGAAGUCCUCUGUUCCAUGAAGAAUACUUAUGAAGUGCUGGAUUUCUUGGGACGUGGCACAUUCGGCCAGGUGGUAAAGUGCUGGAAGAGGGGCACGGGUGAGGUAGUGGCUGUGAAGAUCCUAAAGAACCACCCUUCAUAUGCACGGCAGGGUCAAAUUGAAGUUGGCAUCCUUGCUCGUCUGAGCGGGGAGAAUGCGGAUGAGCACAACCUGGUGCGAGCCUUCGAAUGCUUCCAGCACCGCAGCCACACCUGCCUGGUAUUUGAGAUGCUCGAGCAGAACCUGUACGAUUUCCUGAAGCAGAAUAAGUUCAGCCCUCUGCCGCUGAAAGUGAUCAGGCCUGUGCUACAGCAGGUGGCUACAGCUCUGAAAAAGCUGAAGAGCAUGGGUCUAAUUCACGCAGACCUCAAGCCGGAGAACAUAAUGCUGGUGGACCCAGUGAGGCAACCCUACAGGGUGAAGGUGAUAGACUUUGGCUCCGCCAGUCACGUGUCCAAAGCAGUGUGUUCCACGUACCUCCAGUCUCGGUACUAUAGGGCUCCAGAGAUUAUUUUGGGAUUGCCGUUUUGUGAAGCCAUAGACAUGUGGUCCCUGGGUUGCGUGAUAGCUGAACUUUUUCUAGGCUGGCCUCUUUACCCCGGGGCACUGGAGUACGACCAGAUUCGCUACAUUUCUCAGACACAAGGUUUGCCUGGAGAACAUUUACUGAAUGCGGGGACAAAGACAGCGCGGUUCUUUUGCAAAGAGUCCAACUCACCUUAUGCAGCAUGGAGACUAAAGUCAACGGAUGAGCAUGAGACAGAGACGGGAAUGAAAUCAAAGGAAGCAAGGAAGUACAUCUUCAGCUGUUUGGAUGACAUUGCGCACGUGAACUUGAUGAUGAACCUGGAAGGUUGUGACUUAUUAGCGGAGAAAGCAGACCGCCGCGAGUUUGUGAGCCUGCUGAAGAAAAUGUUGUUGAUUGAUACAGAAGAGAGGGUUGCCCCGGCCGAAGCUCUCAUCCACCCCUUUGUAACGAUGCAACACCUGCUUGACUUUCCCCAUAGCAACCAUGUCAAGUCAUGUUUCCACAUCAUGGAUGUUUGCUGGACUCGUCCAAAUGCGUAUGAGGCCGCCAACCGAAACAAAGGUCCUUUCGUCAGACCUGUAAAUACAACCGCUGCUGCCUCAGCUAACCACCCUUUUAGCAAGAUGACUGCUGUCCAUGCUCAAGGGUUAGCUCCAUCAGCACCCUCAGUGAUGCAUCCUGGGAUACCACUGCAAACGGGAAGUGGUCAGUUUGGAUGCAGCGAGUCAUUUCAGCAAGCCCUCAUUCUUUGUCCCCCAACCAUCCAAGGUAUCCCCACCAACACAGCUAAACCAGCAGGCUACUCUGUUCGAAUGGAGGCGUCUGUGCCUCCAUUCACCCAAGCACCCUCAAUCCAGCCCAUACAAAUCAGACCUGGAGUCAUCACACAGGCCUGGUCAAGCCGUGCACAGCAGAUCUUGGUGCCCACUUGGCAGCAGGUGACAUCGGUGCCCCCGCCACCAACCACUUUGGCGUCUGACACUGUGGCAGGCUCACAGAGACUGGGUGACUGGGGGAAAGUGCGUCCCCAUGGUAACCAUUACAGCUCCAUGAUUGCACACCCUCAGCCGUUCUUAACCAACCAAAUGACCAUGUCCACCCACCAGCCAAUAAACAUCGGCAUUGCACAUGUGGUGUGGCCACAGCCCGCUGCCAAUAAGAGAGCCAAGCCCUGUGUGAACAGGGGCAGCAACAUCUCCCAAAACACAAAUAUCCAAAAUUUAACAUGCCAGUCCCCAAAGAUGGCCGAUACAGCAAAGAAUGUGGAUGAGGUGGCGGAGGAGGAAGCCAGAUGUCCGGAUGAAGGGCACGCUGUCAGAGAGGAGCAGAGAACAGAGCGGGUGGAGGAGGAUGACGAGGAGAACUGCUGUAAAGUGGAGCCAGACUGUGAGGAGCUUUCAGUUUCACAGGAGCAGCGGCAUGCCAUGGUGAUCUCUGACCUGGCCAGCCCGACUGUUAGCGUCAUCAGUAUAAGCAGUGAUGAGGAGGAGAGUGCACAAAGACACUCAAUGGGAGAGUGUAAAGGCAACGCAGAAUGUGAGGCGUGUCAGAGCACCGUCAGUAUGGAGAGAGUCUGUUCUCUCAGCAGUCCAGAUAGCACGCUCAGUACCAGCUCUUCAGCCUCAGCCCAGUCCAGCGCCUCCCCCUGCAAACAUCCCAACAGCAUGUCUGAUGACGAACAAGAGAGCGGUUGUGACACAGUGGACAGCUCUCCUGCCUCGCACACCUCCGGUCACACCAACAGUCCCUUCGCAGAGCGGCGCUACAUUGCAGACGGCAACCAGAACUGUGAGCCUCGUGUUGCGUGCGUUGCCCCAGAGACAGAGCCCAGCAAGCCAACAGUUCGUACUGUUGUGGUGCCUCCUAUGCGGGUGCAGAACAACAACAACUCUGCUGCCAGUGAAAUACCUGGCAACACAGUCUUAGAAUCUUCAUGCCAGUCCAAAGGGCGAGGCAUUCCUGGGCGACAACAUCACCACUCCACUCCCCUCCUCAACAGGCCACAGAAAAUCACCCCUGCAUUCCAGCCCCAGCAACAGCAGCCUAUUGGCUUUGGGCAGGUGCAACAUUUCAGUUCCUGCCACCAGGAGUGGAAUGGAAACUUCGCCCACCGGAGACCACAGGCCUAUAUCCCUCCCACCAUGCAUGGGCACACAUUCACCCUCUCCCACAGCAGCCCAAACCACACUACGGGCCCCCACCCCCACCUUGGAGGGCACCCGCACUCCCAGCCCACCUUACUUUCUUACCCUCCAUCUGGCCCCCUGGUCACUGCUGCACCUGUGGCCCACCUCCUGGCCUCCCCUGGGGCCUCCCGCCCGGUCCUCCAGCCCACCUACAGCAUCUCCCACCCAGCUGGCAUAGUGCAUCAAGUGGCAGUGGGCAUCAACCCCCGCCUGCUGCCCUCCCCCACCUUGCACCCGCAGGGCCAAUUCAAGCCCCUCUUCCCCCCGCACUCCUACAUUGCCUCGCCCGCCUACGGCAGUUUCCCUCUCAGCCCUACCAAAAUAAACCAGUACCCUUACAUCUGAGCUUGGCUGCCCGAGGUACCCUUUAUGCCACCUGAGGGCUAAGUGAGCAGGGCGAAAAUAAAUCUUAAACCACAAACAUGGUUUUUCAUUUCUCAAAACCAUGGCACAACCACAGAGAAAGCAAGCUAUUUUUUGAAUCAUGUAGACUUGGGUGUAAUUGAACUUCAAGCUUUAAAUAAUAAAAAAAAAAAAGUCCAAUGGUGGGGAAGAUUUGGCAAAAAUUAAGAAGGAAAUAACGUAUGAAUGAUUGAAUGAAAGAAUGACUGAGUAGUUAAACUCACACUUAAUGUGUUUUGCACAUUUGAUAUACCUUUGCAUUGGAUCUUCUACGAAUACUCCUCAAGACAGGUAAAUAAUUGGGGUGUUGUUAAAUAGUUAGACUUUGCACCCCUGAUCCCAGCUAUUUUUCUAUAUUGCCUUCUUACGUGUGCAAGACACAUCCAUAUUUGUAAAGCCAUCCCAGUCUCUAGCUCUAGAUUGACAGAUGCACAUGUUGUCCACGGUGUACGUCGUACUGCGUUUGAAGUAUUUGUACCUUUUCGGUGUCUUUUGGUGUUAGCAAUGUCAAGUGAAUUAACCGAUUUAAAUAGGGUUGUUCCUCACGCUGCAUGUGGUCUUGCAUGAGCAAAAAUGUAAACGGAAAGAUGCAUAGACGUUGCUCUUAUUGUUUGUGUCACAAGACUCGCUGCAUUGUAUAACUGUCCCCAGCCAUAGUGCCUUACAUAUUUGAGGUUGUUAAUGUUACUACUUAUAUAUGACUAUAUACAUGAAUAUUAAUGUACUGGACUGCAGCACUUGAAAUUCCAAUCAGUCGAUGCAUCCUAUGUGUGAGUAUAUAUAUGCACAUGUGUAUAUGUCCAUGCAUAGCCUGCAUGGAUGUGAUGUAUCGCGGAUAGCGGUGCUUAUUUUUCGGAGUCGGUGUAUAUUUCAGUGUGUAGUGAGUUACUUUUCUGUUCUUUCAACAAGAACAGCAUGCUUUGCUGUUGCGAAUGCCUGCUGUCUCAUUAAAAAAACGUUUUGUUUCUUUUCAUUCUCCUGUUCCCGAAUGAACUAGUGUACAAAGUGCAAGUACUGAGUAUUGCUUAAUAUUUGAUAAUCACUUUCUAUUUAGUGAAACUCUUACUACUAACAGUAUUUGUACUGUUUGAAACUGCAAUACAAUCUAAAUAGUCGUUGAUUAUUUUUCUUUUUUGUCUUCGUAUUUUUCGUUUUGAGUGUUUUCACUUUUUUUUUAAAUUUUUUUUUUUUUUUAGAUGUUUAGAAGUGUGGUGGGCAUGGCUUUGAUUAGGUAAGGAAAAAAUGCAAAUUAAGUCACGGUAUGGAAUCUUCUAAGCCUGAGCAAACCAUGCAGUAUUUGAUAUACACACAUAUAUGGACAUAUAUUAUAGAGCUAGACUAUUUAGUACAGAUGCUUGAUAAGGUGUGAGUUAAUUGUGUGCAAUUCUCUCAUUUAUGCAUGUGUGACAAAGUUAACUUUUUCCCUUUACAUUAUACCAUUUGUUAAAGGCUUAAGGCUUAUCGGUGUCAACUGCUUAUUUUAUACAUUCCGUCAGGGAGGAUAUAUACAUAUAUAUACGAUGGUAGCACCAGUCUAUAUAUAUAUAUAUAUAUAUAUAUGUGCGUGUGUGUGUGUGUGUGUGUGUGUGCGUGUGUGUAGAUAUGCUGCGUGUGCAUUUUUCUCUGUUCAUUUUACUAGUUACGUGUGUAAUUUUUUUUUUCGUCUUUUAUUUUCAAAUGAAGUUGCUUGUGCAGCACCAAAGACUGUAAUUCAUUUCUUGAGCAAGGUAGCUAUUCUGUUUGCAUAGACCUCAGUUAUACUGUAGUUGUAAAAUGAGGUUCAAUUAAAAACAAAAAGCUUGUAUUUAAAAAAAAUAAUAAUAAUAACAGAAAAGAAAAAGUAAAAAAACAGCCGAGGUUUUGUCUAGCUUAUUGGGCAAUUAAUAAGUCGUAUCAUUUCUUUCUUGAAUGUAUCAUAGAUAAGCUGCUAUAUGAUGAUUGCCACUUCGAUAGCUGUGAAAUUAGGUGAUUUCUCUCUGAGUUUAAGCCUAGCAUUGCUAUUUUUGUAUAGGUCCCUAAUUAUCUGAAAUAGAAGUGGUUUUGAUUUGUGUGUUUUUUGCGUUUCAUAUUUGGAGUGUCAUUGUAACUACUGUAUUGCUGAUGAUGAACAUUAGUUGCAUUUGUUGUUUCUCGGGGUGCGUGUUUUUGCAUCAGUAUUUUAUCCUUAUUAACCUUUCGGGCUCGUCACUGCAUAUAAAUGAUGUAUCGAUGUAACUUAAUUUUUGUAUGUUUUCAUAUUGACGUUUUGUACACAUCUAAAGCUGUAGCUUGCAGGAUUGAUUUAACUUUUUCAACGAACGUAUACGGUAUGCUACCAGUACUCUGUAGUGAGUGAGUUGCGAGGAGCACUGUGAGAUGCCGGGAGAAAAAUUACAAAAAAAAAAAAAAAAAUUACAAAAAAAAAAAUCCACCAGUCAAUCACAAACACACUCAGCACUCAUACAGGUAGUGAGGCUUGUACGGGCUUGGGUGAUUUAGACUGCACGAAAUAAACUUAGCCCGCCGUUUCUGUUCCAAAGUAACGCUUUACAACUUGUUUUACUGUUAAAUUGAUUUAAGCGAAUAUUUAUUGCAACCCUUUUAUCUGUUCAAUGUUAUAACUGGCUAGGAUAUCGCUGUCACAGUUCGAUGUCCUGAACUGCCUUGUGUUCGGAUCGCUCUCCCCUUUAUGAGUGUCUCAUAUCGAAACGAUGUUCUGUCAGUGCAAAGCAGUGGCCAUUGUUAUGUGUCCUUUAUUGAAAUUGAGACAGUGUGAGCAGCACUGCGUAUGUGCCUUGAGAUUCAGAAAGUGGGAAUUCGCAAUGGUGAUUUCCUCGUCGUAAAUUUGAGGAGGACGACAUAGAAUCCAGUUGUUAAUAGACUUUCAACAGUCGCACAACUAAGAAUUAAUACAGAUAAAAACAAAAAAAAAAAAAGAGAGAGAAAAGAAAGGACGUCAUCACAGUGUCAUUGCAGGGAAAUUGAACUUCUCUGAUCAGCUUGUAGACCCACAGCAUGGCGGUGGCGGUGCCCCUCUUGUUUCUGAUAUCCGCCACCGACGCCUCUCCACGAUAAAACACACACACACACACUUUGAAUGAUAUGACACUCACAGAUCUUUUGGAUAGUCACUCUGGCUGAACAGCAGAUGCAAUACUUUACAUUGUGCGGUCAUUGCACCACCAAGUGUUCUUAGAUAAUCUCCAUGCUUUACAUUAACCUUGCAUGUACACCUACGUUGCUUCACUCCUCCUGCUCGGAGCAAGUCGAGUCUUUAGUGGGAGUACCCAGAGUACAGUCGACAGUGCUGGCGUUUUUGUAAAAUCAGAAGAGCCUUGCUUCAUGUCCAGGCAUAGUGUAUCUGGAUGUUGGCUCUGUGGACUGCGGAGGAGGGUAUUGUCGUUUCUCUGUCGGUCAUGAGUGUAAUACUCUACAUUUAAGCACCUAUAUGGCUGUAUGUGUUAACGGCUUUUUUUUUUUUUUUUCUUACCUGUACACUUUACUGACCAUACUCGACGAAUAUCACCUUUGGAAAGAAAGCUUAUGACGACAAGGCAUGAACUUGGCAGAUUAGUGCUUGACAUAGUCCCCCUGUAAUAAGCAUGUGAAAUGUAAUCUGUGUUUUGAUUCCCUCAAAGGUAUUCACCAGCAAUGCGCCUGCAUAAACUCUCCCAUGCUUGUUUAGGAAAAGAAUGGAUGCAAGAGGAGAGAAAACUGUUUUUAGUUGUUCCACGUGAUUUACGCCAUGGUUUAUGGAUGACCUUUUUCUUUCUUUGUGAGGAUUCAUGUAACAUUUAACAGAUAAAACAGUCAUUUGUAAAACUGCUACUAUUACAGUUAUGAGUUUGAUAUCGGAUAAAAAAAAAUCCUCUGCUGCGGUAUUAUCCUUUAGAGAUCUUAAUUCAGGGUCUGUAUUAGUCUAAAUGUGCAACUGUGUAACUCUUUGAUUUGAUUUAAUGAGAUUUGUUUUACUCAAGCUCUUAUUUUGUGGUCACCUGUAUCGAUUUCAGAGUUAAUUCACACUGCAAGUUAUGGAACCAUCUGUUUAGAUUGCUUGUCAAUUAGACUUGAUUAUGAAAUCCGAACUGUUACUGUUUUAAUACCUGUAGAUUUUUUGUGGCUUUGUUUAUUUUUAUUUUUUUUGUUUUGUUUUGUUUUUCUGUUUUUGUUCCAUUUGCUUUUCUUUUUGUGCUACACUAGUUUGCCAUGUAGCAAUUGCACUGUGCAAUAUUUACAGUAUGAGGACUGGGAAAACUAACUCUAUGGAUGUGAUGUCUCUUUACAGUUUGCGAUAGUGUUUCCUCUCUAGUUCUCAGUGAUUUAGGUGUGACCAAGCCUUCUCUACUUUGUCACAUUAAGCGGGUUUUCCAGGUGACUCUUUUGGUGAGUGUCAAAAUAAGACUUUAUGGUGUAUUAUUGUUAAGAUUCACUUUGAAUUAAAAAAAUCUAUUGAUGCA
Mugil cephalus (flathead mullet) is the source of this 8746-nucleotide messenger RNA. It is a transcript of the gene hipk3b, whose product is annotated as homeodomain interacting protein kinase 3b. Gene Ontology annotation, molecular function: ATP binding; protein serine/threonine kinase activity; protein tyrosine kinase activity. The record is from RefSeq and is a predicted model, not a curated record. Bases 291 to 4253 code for a protein of 1320 amino acids. Gene Ontology annotation, biological process: peptidyl-threonine phosphorylation; peptidyl-serine phosphorylation. The transcript is spliced from 16 exons. Gene Ontology annotation, cellular component: PML body; nucleus; cytoplasm. Lineage: Eukaryota; Metazoa; Chordata; Actinopteri; Mugiliformes; Mugilidae.